ACUAUUAGUAGUUACCCUUCCCCUCCACACCGACAGGUGGCGCCUCGUCCCCAGCAGCACCGGACCGAGAGGAUAAACCUUCCUGAUCCACGACCGUCGGUCCUUCCGGCUCCGGUCCCAUAUCAAGUGGAAAGAUGCUGAUGCCCAAGAAGAACCGCAUUGCUAUCUACGAGCUCCUCUUCAAGGAGGGAGUCAUGGUGGCCAAGAAAGAUGUCCACCUGGCCAAGCAUCCCGAGCUUGCUGACAAGAAUGUGCCCAACCUUCAUGUGAUGAAAGCGAUGCAGUCCUUGAAGUCCUGUGGGUAUGUCAAGGAGCAAUUUGCCUGGCGCCAUUUCUACUGGUACCUCACCAAUGAAGGUAUUCAGUAUCUGAGAGACUUCCUCCACCUUCCCCCUGAGAUCGUGCCCGCCACCCUGCGCCGCCAGACCCGCCCUGAGACCGCAAGGCCCAGGCCCAAGGGAAUGGAAGGCGAGAGGCCUGCCCGCCUUAACCGCGGCGAGGCUGACAGAGAUACAUACAGGCGAUCUGCUGCACCCCCUGGCGCUGACAAGAAAGCUGAGGCCGGUGCUGGAGCUGCCACAGAGUUCCAGUUCAGAGGUGGCUUUGGACGCGGCAGAGGACAGCAGCCUCAGUAAAUUUCACUCGCUCUUUCUGUACAAUAAAGAAAAUAAAACACAA
Messenger RNA from Morone saxatilis (striped sea-bass), 678 nucleotides. It is a transcript of the gene rps10, whose product is annotated as ribosomal protein S10. Gene Ontology annotation, cellular component: cytosolic small ribosomal subunit. The transcript has 6 exons. Lineage: Eukaryota; Metazoa; Chordata; Actinopteri; Moronidae. Gene Ontology annotation, molecular function: RNA binding; structural constituent of ribosome. The record is from RefSeq and is a predicted model, not a curated record. The coding region runs from base 135 to 635 and encodes 166 amino acids.